Messenger RNA from Pyrus x bretschneideri (Chinese white pear), 2797 nucleotides. RefSeq names its product protein CHUP1, chloroplastic-like. The record is from RefSeq and is a predicted model, not a curated record. Gene Ontology annotation, cellular component: chloroplast outer membrane. Gene Ontology annotation, biological process: chloroplast organization. The transcript is spliced from 8 exons. The coding region runs from base 237 to 2576 and encodes 779 amino acids. NCBI's taxonomy places the organism in Eukaryota, Viridiplantae, Streptophyta, Magnoliopsida, Rosales, Rosaceae.
CAAAUAGAGAAAGAAAGCUGCCACUUUUCUCUCUCGCAUAGCUCUCAGCUGGUCUUGGAAUAGGAGCUUUCAACUGUUCAAGCUUUUAUAUCUUCCUUUUGGUCCCAAAGAUUUGAAUGUAAUCAUCACCCCAUUUCAUCACUUCAACUAGAUUUAGGUUGUUUUUUUGGAGCAUCCCAUGUUUCAAUUGAGUGCCAAUUUUUAGACGUUUUCUGUAAAAAUUGUGUUUUUUCACGAUGAGAGAAGAGAACCCAUCAGAAACCAGAGCAAGAUCGAUCAAAUUUUCCGACCAAAACCAGAUUCCGAAAUGUUCGAAUGUGAAGGGCAGCAGCAAUUCUUCGAGAUUGAGGUCUGCUUCCUCAUGGGGUUCUCACAUUGUGAAAGGGCUGGCAGGGGACAAGAAGGCCAAGGCGCAGCCCACAGUCACCAGCAAGAAACCACCACUAACAGGGUACGAUUUAGCAAACCAGAAGAUCCCUUUUGCGCCAGCUCAGCCACGCGUCAAGCGCUCGCUGAUUGGCGAUUUGGCGUGCUCUGUGAAUGCUAAUCAGGUUCAUCCUCAGAUGCAUCCGACCCACCGGAGGCAGUCGUCACGAGAUUUGUUUAUUGAGCUUGAUCACUUGAGGAACUUGCUUCGGGAGUCUAAGGAAAGGGAGUUUCAGUUGCAAGCUGAGUUGUCGGAGUGUAAGCGAAACCCCAGGGUCUUGGAGCUUGAGAGGGAACUUGAGGUGAAAAGGCGGGAGCUUGAUGGUCUGGCUCGGAAAGCUGAGCUGCUGGAAGAAGAGAAAACUAGUCUCUCCGAUCAGUUGACAUCAAUUUUGGAGAGGAGUGAAGUGAUUUUGAAAAGAGAAGAUCAUGAAACCUCAGUGGCAUCAGCAUCGGGGAGUGCGGAAAUGGAGGUUUUAGAGUUGAGGCGCCUGAACAAGGAGUUGCAGCUUCAGAAGAGAAAUCUUGCUAGCAAAUUUUCUUCUGCAACAUCCCAGUUGGCUUCUCUGGCAAAGGCUUCUGAGAGUGACAUUGUUGAGAAGAUUAAAGCUGAGGCGUCUGUGCUAAGGCAUACAAACGAAGAAUUGUGCAAACAAGUUGAAGGUUUACAAACGAGUAGGUUGAAUGAGGUUGAGGAGCUAGCAUACUUGAGGUGGGUGAAUUCAUGUUUACGAAACGAGUUGCAGCACUCAUCCUCCACCACAAAUUCUGAUAACACAUUAAGUCCCACUUCGAUUGAGAGGAGUAGAAAAUCUGAUGGAGCACUUUCAUUUAGAAGCAGCAAGUACUUAGAAUACAGUGGUGGAAAGCGAUUGAACCUUAUGAAGAAACCAAAGAACUGGCCAAUUGCUGAUGAGGAUUUGCCUAACUUAGAAAGCUCAGACGAGGAAGCAGGAAGUCCCAAAAGAAGACACUCAAUAAGCGGAUCAAGAUUCUUUGCAGAAGACUUGGUGCAGACGAAUAAGAGAAGGCAGUCUGAUGGUUUUACGUGUGUCCAAGAAAUGGAGAAGCAUACAGAGACUGUAACCUCUCAAGAAUAUGAUUUGGGAAUCCUUCACGGAUCACAGUUCUUUGGAAAUUGUCACGAAAUUAAUAAACUUCCAUCUUGCUUAGAUGUUGAGAAAAGGGCCUUGAGAAUUCCAAACCCCCCUCCAAGGCCUUCAUCUUCCAUUUCUAGUGCAACCAAAGUGGAUCGUUCAGCACAAGUUCCACCACCGCCUCCACUUCCCCCACCGCCUCCUCCUAAGUUUGCAGCGAAGACUAGUCCCACAGGAGCUGUACAAAGAGCCCCACAAGUAGUUGAGUUUUAUCAUUCACUGAUGAAGAGAGAGUCUAGGAAAGAUUCUUCAAAUGGAGGAGCUCCUGAUGGCCCAGAUGUUGCAAAUGUUCGUAGUAGCAUGAUCGGAGAAAUUGAGAACCGAUCAUCACAUUUGCUUGCUAUAAAGGCAGAUGUGGAGACUCAAGGAGAAUUCGUGAAUUCGUUGAUAAGAGAGGUGAACAAUGCAGCUUAUCAAAACAUUGAAGAUGUUGUGGCAUUUGUGAAGUGGCUCGAUGACGAACUUUCCUUUCUUGUGGAUGAGAGGGCAGUACUAAAGCACUUUGAUUGGCCAGAAAAGAAAGCUGACACACUGCGCGAAGCAGCAUUCAGCUACAGAGAUCUCAAGAAACUGGAGUUUGAAGUGUCUUCUUACAAGGAUGAUAACAGACUGGCUUGUGACAUUGCACUAAAGAAAAUGGUUUCCUUGUCUGAGAAGAUGGAGCGUACAGUUUAUAACCUUUUCCGGACAAGGGAGUCAUUGAUGCGUAAUUGCAGGGACUUCAAAAUCUCCACAGACUGGAUGCUUGACAAUGGAAUUUUAAGCAAGAUAAAGUUUGGCUCAGUCAAGUUGGCAAAGAUGUACAUGACGAGGGUGGCUAUGGAACUUCAGUUGAAGGCAGCAGCGGAGAAAGAUCCUGCAAUGGAUUACAUGCUGCUUCAGGGAGUGAGAUUUGCUUUCAGAGUUCAUCAGUUUGCAGGGGGAUUCGAUGCAGACACAAUGCACGCGUUUGAGGAACUUCGCUACCUUGCUCAUCUUCUCAACAAAAAGUAACGAGGCAAAGGUGGAAGGCUAUAUGGAACAUUUUUCGCUUACCAUCUCAGUAAGCUUCAUACAGGAAAAUGUAUACGUUCUGUAGUAAGCAUUUCGGGCAAGACAGCACAAUUCGGCUGUAGUUUAUGUGAAAAAAAAAAAAAUGUAUACAUUAGGUUCUUCUGCAACGACUUCUUGCAAGUUGUACGAUAAGAAUUAUACAACUUCUUCAGAGUUUCAUA